This is a messenger RNA of Gaeumannomyces tritici R3-111a-1, 1586 nucleotides long. RefSeq lists its product as hypothetical. The transcript has a single exon. NCBI's taxonomy places the organism in Eukaryota, Fungi, Ascomycota, Sordariomycetes, Magnaporthales, Magnaporthaceae. The coding region runs from base 254 to 1375 and encodes 373 amino acids. The record is from RefSeq and is a predicted model, not a curated record.
UGCUUGUCACGAUUCUCCCGCAGUCGAUCGACUCGACGUUCAAUUCUAGCCAACACGUUCCUUAUUUUGUAUGCGAUUUAUCGUCGAUCGAGUCGACGUUCUAUUCUAGCAGGCCGUUUCUUUAUCUUGAUGUACGAUUUCCCGUCGAUUGAGUCGACGAGCGCGACAACCCCCCUGUUGCUGCAUGUAGAAGGACACUACGACAAACCAACCAGCCAACGUCCGUCAUUCGCCACUAUUCUCGUCGCCCAGCAUGAACGCCGCAGCCGCCGCCCGGGCGUCGAUGAUCCGGGAGUCCAUGUACCAGGUCCCCGUCAUCCCGCGAGCACCCGUGCCUCCGCUCCCCAACGGCCGCAACAUCGCGCCCCGCCGGGCGGGCGACAACAGCAACGACGGCUACCCGACGUACGACGAGGAGUACGGCCAGCAGUCGCCCCGGCGCCCCAUCCAGGUGGUCGACUACAUGUCGUACAAGGUCCAGUGCGAGCUCGAGCGGCAGAGGGCGGCCGCGGCGGUGGACCUGUACAAGAACAGCAACGCCAGCGGCGACUCGCUCGGCAAGCCGCCGGCCAAGUUCUACGUUGAGAUCGAGGAGGGCGGGCGCGGGCGCGUCGUGCGCAUGUUCACCGUCUUCCCCGUGCGCGACAUCAACUGGGUCGUGACCGUCAUGUUCGUCUUCGGCAGCGCCUCCUUCGUCACGAGCGCCUCGUUCGGCCUGGUCCCCGUGCUGUUCCCGGCCCUGGCCUUCCCCGAGAUCGGCACGCUCGCCGUCCCCGGCUUCCUCGCCGCCGGCUCCUUCACCUUCGCCAUCGCCGGCGUCCUCGGCAUGAUCGGCGCCUUCAACGCCAACCGCGGGACCGUCGAGGUCCAGAAGGACGGCGUGGCCACCUACCGCCCGGCCCUCAUCGGCUCCGAGAGCUGGGUGUGGGCCCCGACCAAGGAGGAGUUCGCCGCCCUGUUCAAGUCCAUCCCCUUCCCCGCCAGCCUGGUGUCGUGGAUCUCCGGUCUGUUCUUCCUGGUCGCCACCAUCUCCAACCUGCCGGGCGUCAUGGACAAGACCUUGCCCGCCUGGAAGAUCCUGGUGCCCACGCAGCAGGUCAUCGGCGGCAUCCUGCUGUUCCUCGCCAACGUCAGCGUCAUCUUUGUCAUCCAGGAAAAGUGGUACAAGCCCAAACUGACGUCCCCCGACUGGCUGGGAACGUUUCUGAAUAUCGUGGGCUCGACCGGCUUCGCCCUAAUCGGUUUUUUGACCCUAGCGGGGGACUCGAACGGACCCGGGUUCACGUACUGGUACGGAGCCAUGGCUUUUUUUAUAGGCUCCGUCAUCGGGUUAUACGGCCUGAUGGAGUUUCACCCAACGGCGUGGGCAGCUUAGACGGUGAAGUAGGAAUAUGGUUAUCUAGCGAGGAGUUUCAUUGGUGGCUUGGGGGCUUGGGGGCUUGGGGGCUUUCUUUUUUCCGCCAUAUAUAGACUAUAUACAUCUCGACCCUCUAGCCUUCAGACACGGAAUCAAGAUUGGCAUUGGAACAAGUACGAGUCCACAUUGUGUAAAUUGCCUGCAUUGUGAUAGUCCAUUUGAUUCGAUG